CUUAAUAAAGGAAAUAUUUCAUAUAGCUAAUAUAGCAAAAUACGUCCUUUAGUAAUUUACACAGCGCUCAUAAAUGUUUAAUUAAAACCAGGGUGAGGAAUGCUAGCAAAUUCCUAUCUAUCUGGAGAUGAUUGAUCUGACAGUAAUUAAUAGGGAAACCGAUAACUCAGACGAUAGGCAGACUACUAGAAAUGUACCAGGAAGAAACUCUCAGCCUGAAUUUUCCUGGAGUUGCAGGCCCCAGAUCAAAACUACUUGCGACGAACUAAAAUCAAUGAUUUUCUCAUAUUUUAUUACUACGUGGUGUACUCGCAUGUGAUUCUGGAUACCUGUUUGUACUUAUUAAAAUAAGCUAAGCGAACAUGAACAACUAAUAGAACAACUGCACAUGACUACUAUAAACUUUUAGGACACUGACUGAGACCUGACUUUUUGUAUAAAAAGUUUCUGAACGAGUUAUUGAUUGUCAAAGUGACAGCGCACGUUUAUGCCAAUGGAGUCACUGUCACUUGUCAGUGUCACAACAAAUACUUGUUUUGUUGUGUUGUGAAUGUUUGUAGUUUUGUAAUCGACAAUGACGGCUGAAAACAGCGAGAAUACAACGAAGACAUUCAAUUACUCGUUCCCGACAUGCAUCAGCGAGGAAGUGCAGUUCAAGCUGGAGGUGCCGGUGGAGAUCCCGCACGCCGGCUCCACCAGGGAGCUGGUGCAGCGCGUCAUCAGCAUGUUCCACAUCCCCGUCUACUUGGAGGAAGACCUAAAUGAAAAAUUAGCAAAAUUUGUAGCUGAAGAAACCAAAAACUUUCACAAUGAAAGAGACAGGAAGCUUCUGAACCAGCUGAAGAACAGUGAGAUCAAUGUGGAAGGCAUUGUGAAGGGCUGGGAGAAGCUGUUCAAGGACAAUGUCAUGGAGUUUGCAGAACAGAAGGGCACCUCCGAUGAGGAAGUGUUCGCAGCCGCCUACCACAAGCUGGUGCACUCCCCACUCGAGACUAUCCUACAAGUAGAGAACUCAUACGCUAAGACUGUCAUGAACACCCUCAAUAAUAGGGAUGAAGAUAUCAAAAAACUCACACAGAAACAAACAGAGGAGAUGGAAGAGAAAGUCCGUCUACUGAACACAUCAACAACAGAGGAAGAGAUCAAUGAGCUGGCAGCGCAGCAGUUUGAGCAGCAAGCCCUGGUGGCCGGCCGCUGGGGGUCACAGCUAGACGCACUGCGGCAGACGCAGCGGGCACAGCACCGCGCCUGGCUCAUGAACACACUGGAGGAGUAUCAAAGCACCUCUGCACUCAACACACCCAGCAACUCACCGCUGGGCACGUUCUCCCCGGAGGCGGGCGGCGCGGCGGCGCCGGCGGCGGCCAGCGAGCGCCUGGAGGAGAGCUUCACCAUCCACCUGGGCAGCCAGCUCAAGCAGACGCACAACAUCCGCAUCGUCGCCAUGGACCUGCUCGACCUCUGCUCCGUCGACCAUGUCGACAACCCGAGCGAGUCGUCGCGGCGGCUGGGCACGGCGCUGUCGCUGUACGGCUCGGAGCUGGCGGGCGCCGUGCUGCUGACGGAGGCGCCGCCGCGCCGCCCCGCGCCGCCCACCACGCUGCUGCUGCGCGCCGCCGAGCGCUCCACCGAGCACCACUUCGCCGACGCCGACCACCAGCUGCGCACCAUCAGCGAGAAGGUCCAAGAACCGGUGGAGCGGCGGAACACGCAGCGGCUGCAGCAGGCGGACAGCGCGGCGGGCUCCGGCAACGGCUCGCGCUUCAAGAGCAAGCGCAACCUGCAGACCGGUGACAUAUUCAUCACCAAGCACAGCAACCUGGCCGAGGUGCACGUCGUCUUCCAUCUCAUCGUCGACGACUCCUCGCUCAGAUCUGGAGACAUCACAUCUCGGCACCCUGCUAUUUUGGGUCUGCGGAACAUCCUGAAGGCGGCGUGCAGCAACGACAUCACCAGCAUCUCGAUACCGCUGCUGCUGCGCCAUGAGAUGUCCGAGGAGAUGACGGCGGCGUGGUGCGUGCGGCGCGCGGAGCUGGUGCUGAAGUGCGUGAAGGGCUUCAUGCUGGAGGCGGCGGGCUGGGGCGGCGCCGAGCUGCGCACGCUGCACUUCGCGCUGCCGCCGCGCGCCGCGCCCGCCACCUUCGCCGCGCUGGCCGCGCUCACGCCCAACAUCUUCCGCGUCUCCAACCCCGUCAAGUUCCGCACCUGGUGCUGAGCCCACUCACACAUACGAGCGGGCGACGCGACGCGACGUGUUGCACUCGAGGCGACUGUUCCAUUAUGUAAUCAAAGUAGCUUAUUCAGUUAUAACUUAUUCCUUAGGCUGAAAAUUGGGCGUUGUUUAGAGCGUGCAGGCGAGCGCUACUAAAUGCAUGUUGAGACUGAAGUCAGUGGAAAAUCAAACAGUUUUCCAAAACAACUAAUUAUUGUUGUUCGGUAAAAAGCUAUAACUUAAGAGCAGGAAAACUCCUUAAGUUAGAAAUGUAGUAUAAAUAAAUAUCGCAACUAGCUUUUGCCCGCGACUUCGUUCGCGUGAAAUAGUGACUUCCGGCAGAUUUUUGGUUUGACCAAUAGAUGGCGCUACAUGGAAUAAAUUGUAUUUAUAUAUAUUUUUUUUGUAAUAAGAACUAUUCUAUGUCCUUUCUUAAGUUCCAAACUAUGUCUGUACGAAUUUCACACAAAUCGUUACUGAAACGAUUUGUGUGAAUAAAAACCAGCAUUCAUGGACACUGCGAACGAACGAAACUUUUAUUUCCCGAUCGUCCAGUGUUGAAGAAAGGGUGUUACCGAGCGGGAACAACCCGCGCGAAUUAAUUGCGGCCAUAGUUCAAGAUGACAAUAAGUUACUGUAACAUUCCAAAUCAAAUCGGUGGACGGUAGAUAGGAUUGAGUAGGGGGUAAAAAACAGUACAGUAUUCACGAAAUUGUUUAUUAAAAGCUAUGCAACAACAUUUUUAAAAUAUCAAUUCCAAAUCUUAUAUUAAUAAUUUUGACUCUUGUCAGUACGUAUAUCUUGUCAUUUUUCAAUUAAUUCAAUAUUGUACUUUGUUCCCUAUAUAUUGCCUACUUUGCAUUUCGUACUUCCAGUUACCUGCAACUAUUUCAUGUUUUUUUUAAUAAUGGAAAUCUGCCAAGUUUGUAAUUUUCAUCAAGGUAAAAAGAUAAAAACUUAUGAUUAGUUAUGAUACAAUAAAACAAUAAUCUACGAAUUAUGAAAACAAUAACAUAAUCCAAGAAUAUGUACUAACCACUGAACAAUGUGCGUUCACUAGCACCGAUCAGCUUUUAAACUAAAUGUGUUUGCAUUCAGGAUCCCGACAUUGUAUCCUUCUCAGUAAAAUAUAAGAUGUAUGCAACAUGUGCUAGUUUGUGUUACAAUUAGCGUAUUAAAAAAUAAGAAAAACCUUAUAGCAAAAAGAGCUUACAAAUAUAAUU
Helicoverpa armigera (cotton bollworm) is the source of this 3435-nucleotide messenger RNA. Its product is annotated as protein C12orf4 homolog. NCBI's taxonomy places the organism in Eukaryota, Metazoa, Arthropoda, Insecta, Lepidoptera, Noctuidae. Gene Ontology annotation, cellular component: cytoplasm. The record is from RefSeq and is a predicted model, not a curated record. The transcript is spliced from 8 exons. The coding region runs from base 575 to 2215 and encodes 546 amino acids.